AGGAAGUGCAUGUCGGGAAAUGUAGUUCUUUGGGCCUCACGGGCCUCACGAAAGGUUUGCUGCCCCUUGCUUUUCUGAGUGACGUGUCACUUCGUAGAGCGCGCGCAGGGCAACCCGCCGCCCUGCUCUUGCUUCAGGCCGAAGGGGAGGAGCAUGCAGCUGCCGGGGUCGCCUCCGCCGAGCGCGCCGCUGACGGACGUGGUCAUUUUAGAGACAAUGGACAUACUCUUUAGAAUAAGAGGAGGCCUGGAUCUGGCUUUUCAGCUGGCCACAACAGAUGAUUCUUCAACAAAAGAGGCAUUAAAGUAUGUUUUCAGUGAUCUUUCAGCCAAGCUGGCUUCAAAUGUGCUGGUAUUCAGAAUCUGCCAUAGCCCAGUUUAUCUGUGGCCAAACAGUGGAACAUACUCAGUUGCAACUGAACUUUCGGAUGACUCUGCUUGUAAAGAGAUACUGCGAUUUAUUCAAUUUGACCAAGAAGAGGAGGCUAAACAUAGGUUUUCAAAAAAGAAAGAUAAAAAAUUGCAAGAUUUGCAGCCUAUAGUAAAUAUAGAUCUUAUGCUGGAAAUGACAACUUCAUCAGAGGCUGUGGUGCCAGUCAUUGAAAAAGAGAACAAGGGACAUCACUACAUAAGCAUGACCUUGCCCGUCGACGCUGUUGUUUCUGUGUCUCCAGAAGAAAUGUGGCGGAAUUUACGAAGUCUCCUGGUGAAUGCAAUUCAUACUCAACUAAUUGAUAUGGAAAGGUGCAUUUUGAAACAUAUGAAAGGAACAUCAGUUGUGGUGCCUGAACAAUUUCACUUCAUGUUACCAGGAAAAAAAUACCUUGUAACAGUCUCAUAUCCUACAGGUAUUCCUGAUAGUCAGCUGGAGACUUACAGGCAGGAAUUACAUGGACGAUUUAAUCUACCAUUUGACAGACCUUAUUUCCGAAGGGCUAAUGCCUAUCACUUUCCAGAUGAACCAUUCAAAGAUGGAUAUCUCAGAAACCCACAUGUACAUCUUAAUCCACCUGGCAUAGAGUCUGGUAUGGUCUAUUUGGUCUAUGGCACAUACAGUUAUCAUCAUUACCUGCAGGAUCGUAUUGAUGAUAAUGGCUGGGGCUGCGCCUAUCGGUCUCUGCAGACAAUAUGCUCGUGGUUCAGGCAUCAAGGAUAUACUGACAGAUCAGUUCCAACACACAAGGAUAUCCAGCAGGCUCUAGUUGAUGUUGGGGACAAGCCACCGGAGUUUGUUGGAUCACACCAGUGGAUUGGUUCUAUUGAAGUGCAGCUUGUACUGAACCAACUGCUAGGCAUAACGUCGAAAAUACUGUUUGUCAGCCAAGGGUCUGAGAUGGCUUCUCAGGGAAGAGAACUUGCUAAUCACUUCAAGACUGAGGGAACACCUGUGAUGAUUGGUGGUGGAGUCUUGGCUCACACAAUACUGGGGGUAGCAUGGAAUGAAAGCACAGGGCACAUAAAAUUUCUGAUCCUUGAUCCACAUUACACUGGGCCAGAGGAUCUGCAUGUUGUAUUAGAAAAGGGUUGGUGUGGAUGGAAGGGUCCAGAUUUCUGGAAGAAAGAUUCCUAUUAUAACCUUUGUCUACCUCAGAGACCAAAAUCUAUCUGACCAUCUGUUUAGAAGAUUUGGUAACCUACCUGACUUACAUCAUACCUAAUAUGUAUAUCAAGAGAUUCAUAUUACCUGUCUAUAGAUAUAGAUAAAUAUUCAUUUUCUUAUGCAAUGAUUAUUUAUUUUUACUCAAAAUAGUCUCGUCACUCAAAAUGCCUAUUGAAAUGGAAAUGCUUCUCCAAUGUUUUAGAGUGUAAAAAUGAUUUAUUCAAAUAAAAGCCGGUUAUUUACCAUGUCA
Messenger RNA from Varanus komodoensis (Komodo dragon), 1849 nucleotides. It is a transcript of the gene UFSP2, whose product is annotated as UFM1 specific peptidase 2. The coding region runs from base 154 to 1608 and encodes 484 amino acids. Lineage: Eukaryota; Metazoa; Chordata; Lepidosauria; Squamata; Varanidae. The record is from RefSeq and is a predicted model, not a curated record. The transcript has 12 exons.